CUCGUCCCUAUUGUCCUUGUGAAAACAACAAUCCUCUCCACCACUCGAAGCCAAAAAAAAAAAAAAAAAGCCAAAGGGGGCCAUCAAAGGAUGUGAAAAAGCAAAGAAAGUAAAAAAAAAAAAAAUGGGGUUUGCAGCAGCCAACGGCAAAGAAAGCAAAGGCAUGGGUUUACUCUUGGUGUUCUUCCAUGGCGACCAAAACAAAAUCACUAAUUCUUCCGUUGAUAACCAAACCACCACCACCACGACGCCACCGUCAACAAGAUUUGUUCGAAGAACAGCUUCUUCCAGUCUCCUUUUCUCUAAAGCUCAAUCCACUAUUUCCAUUUGCCUUGUUUUGGUUUUCCUCACGAUUCUUCUCUUCACUCUCUCUACUUUUGAACCUUCCAUUUCCACCCCAUCUUUUAUUCCUUCUCCCACCAUUAAAAACUCUCGUCGGUUCUUAUCUCAAAAGACCCAAUUUCCUCCUCCUCCUCCUUUGAAAUGGUUUUUCCCCAUGUGGGAUUAUAACAAACCACUUAAUGUUAAGCAAAACCCUGGGGUUUUGCCAUCUUCGUUUGCUUUACAAAGGAUGGGAACUUUGUACAGACGUGGGACGAAAGCCAUGCACGAUCUUAUCGUCAGCCAUGUUGUUGAAGAUGUGACCGAAGAUGAACUCAGGCUUUUCUUACGAGUCUUGCAUAGGUCUGGUAUUACUUCGAAAGCCGACAUUGUUUUUCUUUUUGGGUCUUCGUCUUCGAGAUUUAACCUUGUUAUUCAUGAAGAGAACGACUCGUUCUUCAAUCUUAUUCAACACUAUAAAGCUUCCAAUAACAAGGGUUCUCGUGACUCGGUCUUUAGUUUCGAGUCGGCCCAGUUUUGGAAAUCUGGGAAAAAAGAUGUUGGGGAGACUAUUUGGGGAAAGAAGGGUCGAGGGAAUUCCGGCGAUUCAACUGAAGCUGAAGGUGAGUCAACUCGGUUGACUUACGGCUCGGUAGUGGGAUUCGAUGUGAACGAGUUGGAUCCAGAGAACUCGCUGGCUGGGUUUUUAGAUCACGUUCCGAUGAGUUUUAGAAGAUGGGCUUGUUAUCCGAUGUUAUUAGGGAGAAUCAGGCGAAAUUUUAAGCAUAUAACGUUAGUGGAUAUUAAAAGUAUGAUGUUACUGAGUGACCCACUCGGCCGUGUCAGGAAUCGGAGUCCCGAAUCGGUUUAUUUGUUAACAAAGGAAAGCAGCACCGGUGGGAAGCACAGCAAGAGGAACUCGGAUAAAACUCAGUCCCAUUUGCAAGUCAACUCAGCGAUUCUGAUGGGUGGAGCUAGAGGGAUUCGGAGACUAGCCAAUGCAAUGUUGACGGAGAUCGUCAGAGCUACAAUGCAGCAUAAGAAGAAGAAGAACUCGAUAUCGGAGUCAGAAAUCUUAAGUCAACUCGUCGGGAACGGGUAUUUACUGAAGAAUGUGGAUUUGAUCACAUCGACGGAGUCAAUUCAGGAAGCGAGUUCACUCAUGAGUUCGAGCUCCAACUCCAACUCAACUGCAGAAUAUUCAAUAAUCCAACGCGGUAAUGGCAGUCAUGAUCUUAGUUCCAUAAUUAUGAAGCUAAUAUGUUUAUGUGAAACAAAUUCUUAUGUUUAUAGGGAUUGUUAGUAAAGGAAAAAAAUUUAAUUAGUGUUUAGAAAAUAAAAAAGGAAUUAUAAUUUUGUUAUUUUUAUAGUAAAAUUUUGAUUUUGAUGUAUAAAUCUUUUUAGAUUAUAGGGAUUUCUUAGCCAAAGAACAAAUAAACAAGUUUUCUCUUUCUC
Molecule: messenger RNA, 1776 nt
Organism: Gossypium raimondii (Peruvian cotton)
Lineage: Eukaryota; Viridiplantae; Streptophyta; Magnoliopsida; Malvales; Malvaceae
Exons: 1
Coding region: 125-1624 (499 amino acids)
Source: RefSeq, a predicted model, not a curated record